Messenger RNA from Lymnaea stagnalis (great pond snail), 855 nucleotides. Lineage: Eukaryota; Metazoa; Mollusca; Gastropoda; Lymnaeidae. The record is from the annotation of a GenBank genome assembly.
CUUUGGGGGCUCUUCGGAAACGUGAUCACGGUGUUAGUUCUAACCAAGCAAGGUCUUAGAGACACACUAAAUAUCCUCCUGACUUCAAUCGCCGUUUUCGACACGGUCUUUUGUUUUACCCAGCUCCUUCAAGAAGGCAUAUUCAUAUUGAACAAUUAUGACACCCAUGCAGGAAAUAAAUAUCUCAUAGCUUACUUUCAAGGAAUCGUACAGUGGAAUCACCUGGCGCUGACAUCAAGUAUUUACAGCGUCGCUAUCAUCGGAGUCGAACGGCUGAUCGCAGUCUGCUUUCCGUUCCUCGCCGCCAGAAUAUGUACGCCCUACAGAACCAAGUGUCUCGUCGUUCUAACCGAGGUCUUCAUCUUCACGUUCACAUUCCCGCAACUGUUUUUAUUCACCGAGUACAAGUUCCAGAAACACCUGGUCGUUCGUCUGAUUAGAAGCUGGGCGACAAACUCCCACGCCAUGUUCUACUGGAUUUAUCUCAUGCCAUUGGUUCAAGUUAUCCUGCCACUGUGUGUGCUGACCAUUUGCUACUCCGUGAUAGUGGUCAUGUUAAGAACGGCUUUCAAAAAAAAGUCCAAAAUGGCAUCAAAAAUUACGAAAUCCAAAAAGUUGAAAGAACUUAAAAUUUUCCGAUUGUUAUUUACCCUAAUGACAUUGGCCUUGAUAUCAUUUUUACCAGCAGUAUUGAUGUCGAUGACCCUGUUCUCCACCAAAGCAUCCGGUUUUGUAUUGAAUACUGACAGCUUUGACUUUAUUCAAAUUUUGGUUAAGUUUUUUUCCCACUUAUUCCCGUCGGCGAAUUUUAUCAUCUAUGUCACUCUUAGCUCAAAGUUUGCAGCAACGUAUCGC